Molecule: messenger RNA, 843 nt
Organism: Lathyrus sativus (Indian pea)
Lineage: Eukaryota; Viridiplantae; Streptophyta; Magnoliopsida; Fabales; Fabaceae
Source: the annotation of a GenBank genome assembly
AUGUUAUCGUUUCGCUAUCGUUUCUCUUCUUUCGCAAUUCACACCCCUUUUACACAUUCUUCUUCUCCGAGACUCUUGUUCCUUCUUCCUCUUCAAUCACACACUACUCUAACCAAUAUCUUCACAAAUCACUCUCACUUCUGUGUAAAACCCAUCAAACGAAAUAAUGGCUUCUUCUCUGUUGCCAAUAACAUCCAUUCUUCUUCUUCUCUCUCCAAAGAUUCGCCAUUUUCAGGAUUGGAGGAUGUUUUUGUGAGCUUCCUCUUUGGAAAGAAAAAGGCAACCGAUGUUGCUCAUAUGGUAUGGAAACAUGUUGUCCAGAAAGGAGACACAGUCAUCGAUGCCACGUGCGGCAAUGGUUUUGACACCUUAGAGUUGCUCAAUUUGGUUGCCGAUGAUUUACACAAUGGUUAUGUGUAUGCAUUGGACAUUCAGAAAGAUGCUUUAGAUAAGACUUCAUUGUUGUUGGAAGAAUCGCUUAAUUACUAUCAGAAACAUGUCAAGCUCUUCAAUAUUUGCCAUAGUAAGAUGGAGGAAGUUGUUCAAAGGAGUUCCUCAGUUAGGCUUGUUGCCUUCAACUUAGGUUAUCUUCCGGGAGGCGACAAAGAAAUAAUAACAAGAUCCGAAACAACAUUACAAGCGUUAGAAGCUGCAGAGAGAAUUGUAAUACCAGGAGGGCUUAUUAGCGUAGUCGUAUAUGUCGGGCACCCUGGUGGAAGGGAAGAAUUGGAAACUGUUGAGACUUUUGCUGCUAGAAUGUCUGUUGAGAAUUGGAUCUGCUGCAAGCUACAAAUGUUAAACCGGCCAUGUGCUCCAAUACCAAUUUUCUUAUUCAGAAGAUAA